GUGCUGGGGUUUGCUGAUGUAUUGGAUGAGGUUGUGGUAUUUUGCAUGUCAGUUCGUAGAAAUACAGCUGGGAGAUCAGAGAUGUGUGAUACUGAAGAAGGACUUGGGAAGUGAAAAGGGGUCAGAUGUAGGGGUUUUAAAGGAAGAUAUAUACACGUGUUUAUAUUUUUUUUUAGAAAGGAACGAAAGACCAAAGACAACUUAUUGAAACCAAAAUGCUUUGCCUUGUUACGAGGCCGGAUUCGGUGGUUAUGGAGGUGGAAGUUGAUCCGAAAGCAAAUGGAGAAGAUUGCUUAAAUAAGGUUUGCAGAAAAUUGGGAAUAAUAGAGGUGGAUUACUUUGGGCUCCAGUUCUCGGGCAGCAAAGGAGAGAGUUUAUGGCUGAAUUUGAGGAACAGGAUCUCCCAGCAGGUGGACAGCCCUGCACCCUGCAGACUGAAGCUGCGAGUGAAGUUCUUUGUUGAGCCACAUCUCAUACAACAGGAGCAAACUAGGAAUCUAUUCUUCAUGCACGUAAAAGAGGACCUGUACAGUGGUCGUCUGCAGUGUUUGCCUGAACAGGCAGAAGAGCUGUGUGCACAAGUGGCUCAGGCGGAAUUUGGAGACUACAACCAGAACACUGCCAAGUACAUCUAUAAAGAAAUUUGUGGGAAGGACCCCAGUCCAAGGGUACAAAGCAGCAUCAUUGCAAAGCACAAAGAGCUGGAAGGAAUGAGUCAGUCAUCGGUGGAGUACCAGGUCCUGCAGAGAGUAUCCACUCUGGAGAACUAUGGUGUGGAGUGGCACUGGGUGCGGGACGGGGAAGGGCAGAAGCAGGUGAUUGGAGUGGGACCAGACGGCAUAUCGGUCUGCAAGGAGGAUUUCAGUCUUAUUAACAGGAUUACUUACCCAGUAAUUCAAAUAGCUACCCAAUCAGGAAAGAACGUCUACCUGACAGUAACCAAGGAAACUAUCAACAGCGAAGAACUUGUGUUCAAGCUCAUCAGCACCCGAGCGGCGAGCGGUCUUUACAGAGCAAUAACUGAAACCCACGCUUUCUACAGGUGCGACACAGUAACGAAUGCUGUCAUGAUGCAAUACAGCCGUGAUUUUAAGGGACACCUGGCGUCUUUAUUCCUUAACGAGAACAUUAACCUGGGCAAGAAAUAUGUCUUUGACAUCAAACGCACGUCCAAGGAGGUGUACGACCAUGCGCGACGAGCCUUGUACAAUGCUGGCAUUGUAGACUUUGUAUCUCGGAGAGACAGCAGCUCCCAGAACGCUCCACUCAAGUCCUCGGAGAGCAAUCUCAACUGCGCAAGCUGCGAGGGGCUGAGCUGUCAGCAGAGCAAAGCCUUGCAGGACAAGCUGCAGAAGCUGAAGGAGGCCAUGCUUUGCAUGGUGUGUUGUGAGGAGGGGAUAAACUCUGCCUUCUGUCCCUGUGGACACAUGGUCUGCUGCAAAACCUGUGCUGCCCAGCUACAGUCCUGUCCUGUUUGUCGAUCGGACGUGGAACAUGUUCAGCAUGUCUAUUUGCCUACCUGCACCAGCCUUCUAAACCUGACUAUGAUCUGACGGGUCAGUUGACACUUCAGCAUGAAACGACAUGGCCUCUUAAAUCCAACUGCACUACAAAUGCUGUACAAAAGCAAUUGAAAUAUUAUGUUAUAGACAUAAGACAAAGCAAUUAUUCCUGUGUUUUCUUCAGGCAAAAUCAAGAUGUUCAUAGUGAGCAUAACGCCACCUACCUGUCACCUUGGACAGGAAGUUUGUGAACAUUAAUAGCUGUUACAAGGACUUUGAAAAAAACAGUGAGAUUCUUUCUUUUUUUAUAUAUAUUUUUAUUCUUUCAGAAAUGUGGUAUCAGUUGAUCUGAUCAGAGUAGUGAUGUAAUCACUCUUGAAUUCUUUAUUUUCUAAUCAUGCAUUAUUAUACUUUUUUUUUUUUUUUUUUUUUUUUUUUUUUUUGGCUUUUUGGACCAUUGCCUAAAACUAAUUGCAUGAGAGGAGGAAAUUUUAUGUAUUUUAUUCUUUAUUCGAAACUCUAUACAUAAGCAUGUAUUGGUGUUUUUUUUUUUUUAAUGUUUAAGAACUUCCUCCUUUUUAAAUUCUUUUUUUUUUACAUGCAGACAACUCCACAGCAUUUAUAACCACUAUUAUUAUUAUUAUUAUUAUUAUUAUUAUUAUUAUUAUUAUUUGUGUGGCUUUUGACUCUUUAAUUCUGUAUAUUAGUUCUUAGACCAAUGUUCAUGCCAAAGUGGGAAAGACCAAGGACAAACCUGGUACAAAGUUGUUUUAAAUUUUGGAUUUCUGUAAAAGUUGAGAUUCUGUCCAAAUGUUUUAAAACUUUUUUUUUUUUUAAAUCUAAAGAUUUCAGGGUUUAUUUAUUACAUUUUCCCCAGCACUACAUCAUUCACUAACUAGACUUAGUGAACUUUCUUUUUACUAACUUUUUAGUGAAAUAUUCCCUGAUUUUGACUCUUCCAGUUUCUGAAUAUUCCAUGAUGUUGAACACUUGUGAAAAGACAUCAAGCAACCUCUGUACUCUUUAACAGGAGGUAGCGAAUUUCAUUGAAGUCGUCCUUAGCCAUUCUAGUUCCCUGCAUCAGUAUUCAUAUGGUUUAUCCAAUCGUGACAGAUGCUAAUUUCAUCACAAUUUUAUACACUUUUAGUGCCCGAUGGUCUAAGUAGGGUAAUAUGUUUGUAAUUUAAAUUUUGCCUGUCCUUGGUUUUCUUUCUUUGGUAUGUGGUCACUAGUAGUUUCUUUGAUUUGAAUAGAGGGUGCUAGUAGACCUGCAAGUGCAAUACUAGCUGCUCAAAGGCUAGAGGGUAAGGGAGGUGGGGAGGGUGGGCAAACAAAUCUACACUGUCACUUUACCAAGGACAUUUCCUUUAGUGUUCUGUUCAUAGGGCUUGCCUUAAUGUAGCAACAAUGUUUUGUUUUUUGUAUGCAUUCUGUUUCUUUGCACAGACAUUAAAGAAAAGAAACGCUUGCCUUAUGAUGGCAUAUUUCAGCACACUGCCUUGCUUCCAGAGGUGUUUAUUUUUUCACUUUGUACAAAUGAGUUUUGUUUUGCUUUUUCAGAGCAAAAGCACCAGCUGUCUGUAAAAUAGUAAUAGAUAGUUUUUUGUUUUUUUUUAUAUUUAAGGGGGGAGACUGGGGGGCAAGUAUUAAUAAAAGAUUUUUAAAUAUU
Messenger RNA from Polyodon spathula (Mississippi paddlefish), 3171 nucleotides. RefSeq names its product E3 ubiquitin-protein ligase MYLIP-like. The record is from RefSeq and is a predicted model, not a curated record. The transcript is spliced from 7 exons. The coding region runs from base 216 to 1553 and encodes 445 amino acids. Gene Ontology annotation, molecular function: ubiquitin-protein transferase activity. NCBI's taxonomy places the organism in Eukaryota, Metazoa, Chordata, Actinopteri, Acipenseriformes, Polyodontidae. Gene Ontology annotation, biological process: ubiquitin-dependent protein catabolic process. Gene Ontology annotation, cellular component: cytoskeleton.